AUGAAUCCCGAUAACAAAGAUAUGGAUGAUGACGCUGAAUUUGGCGCAUCAGAGCUUGGAAUAAAGGAAUACUGGGACUCGGUUUACGCACGAGAGACUAGAAAUUUCAUUGCAAAUGGUGAUAUUGGUGAGAUUUGGUUUGGUGAAAAGACGGCGGCGAAGAUGGUUAAUUGGAUCCUGAAACAUGCUCCAAACAAAUCAACAAAGAUUUUAGAUCUUGGCUGCGGAAAUGGCCAUAUCCUUCUGGACCUUGCUUCACAUAAUUAUACAAAUCUCACGGGGAUCGAUUACUCUCCAGAUGCAAUCGAAUUAGCAAAAUCUGUAUCUCAAGAACGUGGAUAUAAGCACAUGAUAGAAUAUCAUGUAGUUGAUUUAUUAUCUGACAAUAUACAAAUAGGAGCAGAAUCUAAUGAUAUUGGAUUUGAUAUUGUGUUGGAUAAAGGAACUUAUGAUGCAAUUAGUAUGAAUCCUGAAAUUGUAGCAAAACGAGAAAGAGGUGAAAAAGAUUCGUAUCCUGGAUUGGUAAAAAGAUUGUUAUCAAAAAAGUCCGAAUAUAGCAUUUUUUUAAUUACUAGCUGUAAUUGGACAAAAGAAGAGUUGGUGCAACGAUUCGGAGAUGAGUUUGAUUAUCAUUCAUAUGUUGAACAUCCAACAUUUACUUUUGGUGGAAUUACUGGACAAACAAUAUCAACCGUGGCAUUCAAAUUAAAUGAAAAAUGA
Ambispora gerdemannii is the source of this 720-nucleotide messenger RNA. The record is from the annotation of a GenBank genome assembly. NCBI's taxonomy places the organism in Eukaryota, Fungi, Glomeromycota, Glomeromycetes, Archaeosporales, Ambisporaceae.